AUGGACAACGGAGCAACAGAUGUUGUUAAUAGUCUCGCGGAUCAAAUUUCAACCCUAGCAACUCAAGAACCAAAACAUAAUGCCUUACAAGAAUCAGCUCAUGAUGUAGUUGUUACCAGAGUUGAUGAUGAUCCUAUACUUUCUGUAUCAACUUUUGAAGAUUUAAAAUUGAAUGAAAAUCUAUUAAAGGGUAUCUACGACAUGGGUUUUUCGAAACCUUCGAAAAUCCAAGCAAAAGCUUUACCGUUGCUUCUCAAAACUCCCCCACAAAACAUGAUCGGCCAAUCUCAGUCCGGCACGGGUAAAACAGCAGCAUUCGUAUUAACCAUGUUGAGUCGAAUAGAUUAUGAUUUGAAAUCGCUACAGGCACUCUGUUUAGCACCAUCAAGAGAAUUGGCUCGUCAGAUCAUGGUGGAAGUCCUUAAAAUGGCAAAAUAUACGAAAGUAAUGACUGCAGAGGCAAUUAGAGAAUCCAAUAUCAAAAGUCAUACUACUGGUAAAAGUAGAAUUGAAGAAUUUGCUGAAGCUCAAUUGGUUGUUGGUACACCUGGUACCGUCUAUGAUUUGUUCAGGAAGCGUAUUAUCAAUAAGAAUACAGUUAAAAUCUUUGUGUUGGAUGAAGCUGAUAAUAUGCUGGAUCAACAAGCUUUAGGAGAUCAAAGUAUAAAAAUAAAAAAUAUGAUGCCCAAAGAUUGUCAAAUUGUGCUCUUCUCGGCAACUUAUUCAAAAGAUGUUCGAUCUUUUGCCGAAAGAUUUGCACCAAAUGCAAAUCAAUUUAGUCUAAAGAUUGAAGAACUAUCCGUGAAAACAAUUAAUCAAUUUUACAUGGAUUGCCAAAACGAACAGCAUAAAUUUCAGGUUUUGGAUGAUCUGUACACUUUGCUUACAAUUGGUCAAAGUAUUAUUUUUGUGCAGAAACGUGAUACCGCGGACAUUAUUGCCAGACGCAUGACAGAGAAAGGUCAUAAAGUUAUUAACCUUCACGGAGGUCUUUCAGCGGAUGAACGUGAUCAUGUAAUGGAUGGAUUCCGUAGGGGAGAUGCCAAAGUAUUGAUUACCACUAAUGUGUUGUCGCGUGGGAUUGAUGUCUUACAGGUCAACUUAGUGAUUAAUUAUGAUUUACCAACGGAUUCAAGAGGUAAACCCGAUUUUGAAACUUAUCUUCAUCGUAUUGGACGUACAGGAAGAUUUGGUCGUACGGGUGUGUCCAUUAACUUUGUUCAUGAUGCAAACAGUUGGGAAGUUAUAAAAUCAAUUGAAGAACAUUUCCAGAGAGAAAUCAUCAAAAGAUCAUUAAAUACGACGGUUACGAAUAAUGUUUAUUCAACGUCUUCACAAUAUCAAGAACAUUCACAACAUCGCGUUUCACCAGAUCCAUCAAUGGGUCCAAAAGAUGAAAAUCCAUUCGGAACGGGUCCAACAAGAGAAAAACCUCAUACGGAAGGUCAUACGGUUAACAAAGCAAAGGAGGCACCAUUUAGUGAUAGUUUGCAAAAAGAUUCACCUAAAACUGUGGUAGGGAAAUUUAAAGAUGCCUUAAAUCAUUUUGUAUCACCCGGUGCUGCGGAUGUACAAGCCGAAAAUGCCGCUAAAGGAUUACGAGAACAUAAUCAAUCAAGUAAUGAAACGAAAGAAACGAUCAGUAGUGUAAAAGAAACUGUUGAUAACUUUCAAGAAAAAGCAAAGGAAAGUUAUGAAAAUGCCAAGGAAACCGCCAAGAAAGCCAUACAAUCAACUAAAGAUAUGUUACAAAAUACGGCUAAAGAUUAUCAAGAAAAAGGACGAGAGACAUUACAAAGUGCUCAAAAGAAGGGUGAAGGGUUUAAAGAAUCUGGAAGUGCAGCCGCUCAAGAAACAAUGAAAAGUUUUCAAGAGAAAGGACAGGAUAUAAAAGAAAAAAGUCAAGAAACCAUGAAAAGUGCUCAAGAGAAAGGAGAAAAGUUCAAAGGGCAAAGUCAAGAUGUAUUUAAGAAAGCUCAAGAAACCGGACAGGGAACCAUGAAAAAUUUACAAGAUCAAGCCAAGUCUGGAGUUAACAAAUUGAACAUGAAAAAGGAUGAUACCAAAGAAAAUAUUUGUCAAGAAUCCGAAAAACGAGAAGCAAAUGAAGAAUUAGCAAACGUUAAACCUCUAGAUAGGCAUCCUAGCGGACCUGUAAAGGAAGUUAAAGAACUUGCACAAGAUAUUAAAAAAGGUGUUAAAGAGAUUUGA
Molecule: messenger RNA, 2211 nt
Organism: Funneliformis geosporum
Lineage: Eukaryota; Fungi; Glomeromycota; Glomeromycetes; Glomerales; Glomeraceae
Source: the annotation of a GenBank genome assembly